AUAUUCUAAUAUCGAUGGCAUCAAAGACUGUUAUUGAAGAUGUAUUUGAACAAACAGUCACUAUUUCUUCAGAUUUAAUUCAUUUUGAAUCUCAAGAAACAUUGCCAAUCGAUAAAUCUGAGAGAAUAAUUCUUUUGCAACGUGAGAUUUCCACAAUAAGAGAAUUAUUGGAAUUAGAACCGGAUAGUAAAUGGUGUUUGCAAACUUUGGCAAAUCUUUUACGUGAAUUUAAAUACAUUGAUAAUUCAAAAGAAGUUAGGAAUGUUGAAGAAGUUGAUGAAAUUGUUGCAAUAUAUGAUAAAUUAAUAAUUAUUGAUGAAAUGCGUGUUAAACGAUUUGAAGAUUUAC
This is a messenger RNA of Dentiscutata erythropus, 348 nucleotides long. Lineage: Eukaryota; Fungi; Glomeromycota; Glomeromycetes; Diversisporales; Gigasporaceae. The record is from the annotation of a GenBank genome assembly.